UAGAGGCAGGAAAUUUGCAGUAGCAGUAUGUAGCUUGGAUGUUUGUGGCUACUUUCUGAGCUGAGGGAAAGCAAAAGGAAGACAUUUAGGGAUACGGUAGAUGCUCUAGGAUCUUGGUUCUGAGAGAAGGGUUAAUCAGGAAGGCGGGUGAAUAAGGAAGCAGGAUAGAGUAGGAAGUAGCCUAGGAAAAUAGAAGCAAGGUUUGUGAUAGAACAGACCUUGGCUUUUAAAGGUAGGGUUCCUGGGUGGGCCUGGUAUCCCCAAUGAGCGGCAUAGGCUUGAAUUGGAGGACUUCUGGGAAGAAUACUCAGUAAGCUAGUCUAGUGAUUCUUUGAUAUUCUAGAAAGGAAAACUAUAAUGAGCUCACUGGAAGGUGAGGCUACACAGCGUACAGAGAAAGCAAGAGCACUGUAACUUCUGGAGUGAGAGAGAGGUGCAAUGUGAACAAGAGAUGGAAGAGAGAAACUGAGAUGGAAGAGAGUCAAACUGGAGAGAACUUUUCCCUAGUCACAGAGAGGAGCCCCAGUGAUAAUUUGUUGGGGUCCUUGAAAAUGUCCACAGCAUCUUAAAGGUCGAACAAAGCAGGAGAUGAAUUCAUUUCUUCAGGAUAGUCUUCCUAUUACUCUUCAAGUCUGUAAUAGUUCCAGUUGGCUGAGGCUGCAUGUAGAAGAAUACCAGAAUCCACCUCGAGAGGGCUGAUAUGUUACUCAGCUGAGGCAGAGAACUUAAAAGAUGAAGUUAAGGAAGAGAAACUACUGUGUGCCAAUUCCUUCCCCCCUGGUUUUGUUUCGUGGCAGAUCAUUAAACCUUAAAGGAAAUGACAACAAUGAAGCCCUUCCUGAGUCUAUCCCAUCUGCUCCUGGAACAUUGCCUCAUUUUAUGCAAGAACCAGAUGAUGCUUACAUCAUUAAAAGCAACCCCAUUGCCUUGCGAUGCAAAGCCAUGCCAGCUAUGCAGAUUUUCUUCAAGUGUAAUGGUGAAUGGGUCCACCAAAAUGAGCAUGUCUCUGAGGAAAGCAUGGAUGAAAGUACAGGCUUGAAGGUUCGAGAGGUGUUCAUCAAUGUGACAAGGCAGCAAGUGGAGGAUUUUCAUGGGCCAGAAGAUUACUGGUGUCAGUGUGUUGCAUGGAGCCAUUUAGGGACCUCAAAAAGCAGGAAGGCAUCAGUCCGCAUAGCCUAUUUACGGAAAAACUUUGAACAAGACCCACAAGGAAAGGAGGUUCCUAUUGAAGGGAUGAUUGUUCUGCAUUGUCGGCCACCAGAGGGAGUACCUGCAGCUGAGGUGGAAUGGCUUAAGAAUGAGGAGCCGAUCGAUUCCAACCAGGAUGAGAACAUUGACACUAGGGCAGAUCACAACCUGAUCAUCCGCCAGGCCCGUCUGUCUGAUUCUGGGAACUACACCUGCAUGGCUGCCAACAUAGUGGCCAAGAGAAGGAGCACGUCUGCAACAGUCGUGGUGUAUGUGAAUGGAGGCUGGUCGUCAUGGACUGAGUGGUCUAACUGCAAUGUGCGGUGUGGCCGAGGCUGGCAGAAGCGAUCCCGGACCUGUACCAAUCCUGCUCCGCUCAACGGGGGUGCUUUUUGUGAGGGAAUGUCAGUGCAGAAAAUUACCUGCACUUCACUUUGCCCUGUGGAUGGUAGUUGGGAGGUGUGGAGCGAAUGGUCAGUCUGCAGCCCAGAAUGUGAGCAUCUGAGAAUUCGGGAAUGUACAGCUCCACCUCCAAGAAAUGGAGGAAAAUUCUGUGAGGGCUUUAGUCAAGAAUCUGAGAAUUGCACCGAAGGGCUUUGUAUUCAAGAUAUUGAGAACGCCAGUGACAUUGCCUUGUACUCAGGUCUGGGUGCUGCCGUCAUUGCUGUAGCUGUGCUGGUAGUCGGCAUUACACUCUAUAGACGGAGCCAGAGCGAGUACGGCGUAGAUGUGAUUGAUUCAUCUGCGCUGACAGGAGGCUUCCAGACAUUUAAUUUUAAAACAGUCCGGCAAGGUAACUCCCUGCUUCUGAACUCAUCCAUGCAGCCUGACUUGACAGUGAGCAGAACGUACAGCGGACCCAUCUGCCUGCAGGACCCCAUGGACAAGGAGCUCAUGACAGAAUCUUCGCUCUUUAAUCCCUUGUCAGACAUCAAAGUCAAAGUUCAGAGUUCAUUCAUGGUUUCCCUGGGGGUGACAGAGCGGGCCGACUAUCACGGAAAGGCACAUUCUGGAACAUUUCCCCAUGGAAACAACAGAGGCUUUACAACAAUCCAUGCCAGGAACAAAACUACUUACAUUCAGAAUCUGUCAUCUCUUUCAACAAGAAGUGAGCUGAGAACGACUGGCAUUUUUGGCCACCUGGGUGGCCGUUUAGUGAUGCCAAACACAGGAGUCAGUUUGCUGAUACCGCAUGGAGCUAUCCCCGAAGAGAGCUCAUGGGAAAUUUAUCUUACCAUCUGUCAAGGGGAGUCCAGUCUACAGUCGGAAGGCACAGAAGUUCUUCUUGGUCCAGAAGUCACAUGUGGCCCUCCAGAUGUGACUGUCACCACUCCUUUUGCCUUGACUAUACCGCAUUGCGCAGAAGUAAAUUCUGAACAUUGGAAUAUUCACUUGAAAAAAAGAACACAACAAGGGAAAUGGGAGGAAGUGAUGUCCAUGGAAGAGGAAACUACUUCCUGCUACUGUCUGUUGGAUCCUUAUGCCUGUCACAUUCUCUUAGACCGCUUUGGAACUUACGCGCUUGCUGGGGAACCCGUCUCUGACUGCGCAGUUAAACAGCUGAAAGUGGCAGUGUUUGGCUGCAUGUCUUGCAAUUCGCUGGAUUACAGUCUGAGAGUGUACUGUAUGGACAACACCCCUUGUGCAUUUCAGGAAGUAGUUUCAGGUGAAGGACAACAAGGAGGACAGUUGCUGGAGGAACCUAAGUUGCUGCAUUUCAAAGGGAAUACCUUUAGUCUUCAGAUCUCAGUUCUUGAUAUCCCCCCUUUCCUCUGGAGAAUUAAACCAUUUACUGCAUGUCAGGAAGUUCCUUUCUCUCGUGUGUGGUGCAAUAACCAGCAGCCACUGCACUGUGCCUUUUCACUGGAGCGUUACACUCCCGCAACCACAUACCUGUCCUGCAAGAUCUGUGUUCGGCAAGUCAAGGGUCAUGAGCAGAUUCUACAGAUCCAAACGUCUAUUCUAGAGAAUGAGAGAGAAACCAUCACUUUGUUUGCACAUGAGGACAGCAACUUCCCUGCACAAACUGGUCCAAAAGCCUUCAAAAUCCCAUACUCCAUUAGACAGAGAAUAUGUGCGACAUUUGACACACCUAAUGCUAAAGGCAAAGACUGGCAAAUGUUAGCACAGAAAAACAGCAUCAACAGGAAUCUCUCUUACUUUGCUACACAAAGCAGCCCAUCUGCUGUCAUUCUGGACCUGUGGGAAGCCCGACAUCAGCAUGAUGGUGACCUUGACUCUCUUGCCUGUGCCCUGGAAGAGAUAGGACGGACACACUCCAAAGUCUCAAAUAUUACAGAAACUCCAAUUGAGGAGACCGACUUCAGCUACAGCAGGCAAAACGGACUUUAGUCAUCUCUUUUCCAUCCAAGAACCGAUGGCCAGAUUUGACUUUGACAUUAGUGAAUUUCUAUUAGCAGGGAGGAAAGAAGGGUUUUAUGCACAUUGCAUACAGGGAAUUAGACCUUCAUUUCUACCACCUGUUUUUUUAUCUGGAGGAGCAGAAGAAACCCCAGAGUAAAUCAGCACAGUAACAAGGCAAAUGCAAUCAUCUCUGCAACUCCACAAUCCUCCCAGAAUUAAAACUCAUGUCAGAGUAUUGAAAAUAAAGUCUACUUUUCUAUUAUUCCCAGGGGCUGAGAGGGUGGGGAAGCUAUAGAUGAUAAUGGUAGAUAUCAUGAAACAGUAAUGCAACCCAGAGAAAAAUAAAGGAGGCAGUGAGGAUACUCUAUGACCAAGAAGUUAUUGAAUAUUUAGAGCCACUAGAAUCUCUGGGGUUCAAGAUUUGAUCACAUGGCUUGAUUCUCCAUUGCCUUGCGCCUUGUCAAUUUACAAUUAAGAGGGUAUAAAAUACUACCAUAUUGAUGUGGUAGCACUGUGCAUUUGCUUUAUAUUGGUGUAAGUGAACUCCAUAUAUUGCAGGGCUACAGAAAAAUCAGACCUGGGGUAUUCAGCCAUCCCAGGAAUUGGAACCUUUACAGUUUCAUGUAUGUAACCAAUCUCAAGCAGCCAAUCCACUUCAAAAUCUGAUUAUGUAAUUAACGUACACAUUUGCUGCAGAAUUUUCCUGGCCCUUCUAAUAGCAAAAAGUUCCCCAAACUCUUUUUUGUGAAGUUGUUCCAAGUUUAAUGCAGUAAAAAGCAGCACUUUUAUAACAACCAACUGCAGUACUGGGAAUAGCCACACCUGUUUUAGCAAAUUUGUACAUUUUUACAUUGCUCCUAAUUUCAGGGCUAAGCCUAGAAAGUCAAUCAAGGCAGUAGUGAGCUGUAGCUCACGAAAGCUUAUACUCUAAUAAAUUUGUUAGUCUCUAAGGUGCCACAAGUACUCCUUUUCUUUUUGCGAAUACAGACUAACAUGGCUGCUACUCUGAAACCAAUCAAGGCAGUGUAACUUUGGCCUGGUUUCAGGUGGAAAUAGAAACCAAGCCAAAUAUUGUUAAUCAAAGUUGCAAUCAGAAAUAAUAAAUCCAAGGGCACACCCAGAAAUCGGCCCACUUUCAUCCUAAAGGUUUUGUGAACUGUGGCAGAGUUUCACAUUCUUAACCCAAUCUGAGCUCUGCAGGUUUUCAUCUGGUUUAGUGAUGUUCAUGCAAACAAAACGGUGGCAAGCUAGAGAAAGUUCCCUAUCUCAACUAUCUUAAAAAUAAGCUACAAUAAGUUACACAAACCAAAAAUGCUGUCUCUCUCAUGUGUAUUCUGAUGGACAUGGUGCAGAACAAGAUCUGCCCAUGACAUCUCUUUUAAAUCAGCUCAAGUGCCAAUUGUGGCAAACAGAUCAUCAGUAUUGGUGGUGUGGGCACAAAUCUGUGUAGUUCAGGAGCAUCAGGCAUUGGAGCCCAUUUUAUUGUAACAGUUUCAAGUAGAUGCAAGAGAAUUAAAUUUUUUUAUAAUCUGGCAGAUUUUAGAAAGAGGGCUGGGAGCAGCCUGACAAAUCAAAAAGUAGUUUAUAGAACAUGCACCCUAAUGAUUAUCUGAAGCUAUUUCUUCAAAUAAAUUUGCAGUUGUGGUACAAUUAACAACCCCCUUCCAAGCAGUGACUUAGCAAGUAACUGUUCAUUUUCACUGAUCUCCAGUACAAACCUUCCUUGCUUCCCCUGCUCAGCAGUCCAGAAUAAAUACUUAGACAACCCCACUGAGAGACAUGGGCCUGAAAUAUUUCUUGCAUUUCAUUUCAAGCAACAUAUUUGAAGACUUUUUUUUUAAUAAAAGAUACCUCUCUUUUGGCAGUGGGAAGCAGCAAUGGCUCUUAAAUGUGCUUAAGACUAAUAAAAUUCCAUUCCUCAAGAAAGUAGCAAACCUAUCACUAUUGUCAUAGCACAUGGCGCUCUCUUUUUGUUUAAUACAGAAGAGGAGGAACUGAAGUUACUACACACAAAAUUCAAAGAGUCAGGGAUUAAAAGUUUCAGCCAUGACACCAAGAGAAAAAUAUAUACAGUAGUUAAAGUGUGCUGUAGUUUUCUUCAAAACAUUCUAUAGUAUAUUUCCAGCCAUUAACUUCUCUCAACUUCUACCCAUUCAUACAUUUAUUUUGGUAACCAACCUAAGCCAAUUUGAAAAAGCAAUCAAACUAAAGAUUCCUAAAGUCUCUCUCUAUAUGCAGUAAUGUAUUUGUCAUUACAAACGUUCUGAAUAUGUUUCCUUGUUAAUUUUCAAAUAUGUCUGAUGCACACAAAACAGAGGCAGCUGCUAUGAGGAAUCUGGGAGUGUAAAGCUUUUCUCCGAAAAUUUAGUGUUUACUGUAUAGAACUGCAGCUGUUUCUAAAAGAAAUGCCACACAGAGCAGCCAAACCCUGCUUACUGACAUUCAUCAUGUGGAUAAGGUUACUGAAUGCCCUGUGAAGUCUGUUUGUUUAGCAAAAGCCGGUCCCUUAUUGGGAGUGCGAACUCUGAGAACGUGCACUGUUUGAGUUGUUCAGAAGCACUUCUGGAGAAGGUCUUCAUACUAAAGGGAGCUGGGGUGUAAAACCAAAAAUCUACAGCCUGAUCCAAUGACCAAUGGAGGUCAAUGAUAGUCUUGCCACCACUGAUUUCAAUGGGCUUUAGAUUAUGCACCUGAAGAGGAGCAGCUCUGAAAGUCAGUUUCUUGCAAUCUUUUAGAUACAUGAAACUCAGACUUCAGGCUCUAGCCUCAGUUAAAAGACAGUCUAGUGUUGUUUCCUUUGGGUUUUGACCCUAUUUACUCAUUUUUGCCAGAUUUCCUUGUUUGUCUUUUGAGAGUCAUUUCAAUUAAGAAUGCCAACCUUUUCUAAAAAAGAAAAAAAGAGUACUUGUGGCACCUUAGAGAGACUAACAAAUUUAUUAGUCUCUAAGGUGCCACAAGUAUUCCUUCUCUUUUUUGCAAAUACAGACUAACAAGGCUGCUACUCUAAAACCUUUUUUAAAUGCACAGUGGUUCUGAUGCCCUUGUAACAUCAAGCAAGCUGGAAAUGGAAAUGCCACAGAAUGAGACCUUAAUUUAGAAUGAGAAAAAAGGAGUUGACUGCUGAUCUCAGAGUUGAGGUUAAAGAGGAAACCAGAUUCCUGGCCAGCUUAUCUCCAAUGUGACCCUAUCUGGCAGCAUGUCAGAGUCAUAACAGAAUGAGACAUUUCUGACGAAAUGCUCUCUCCUGACCCCUUUCUCCAUAUGUAAAAUCACCCCUGCCCCCCAAAAACCACUGUUUGAUAUUUGAAAAAUAUAGUCACUUAUUUUUGUGCCCCUCUCCACUUCCUGGUUUUGUCCAUUACGAGGAAUGGAAAUGCCAUCACGGACACUAUUUUUCCAAGUCACUCAAAAGCAGGAAGGUGCCAGAAAUCUCAGCAUUUCCAGACCAAAGAGUUUUAGAGAAGAAUCCCAGUAAUCAUCUCCUCUAGACUGAAAUUUAAAACCAUUUGAUGUUUACCCAGCAAUACUGGAACACAAUCAAGAACAUUCCAGGGUAUGUCUUCUCUGCCGAGUUAGAACAAUCAGGCAAAAGCCUGACCUAUCUUCCCUCCCUGUUCACACACUAAAGCCAUUUCACACUUGAGUUAGUGUUUCUUUAAACACACAAGCUAGGUGGCCUAGCUAGGGGUAUAGACUAGAGCUUAAGUGCCAAUUUUGCUCGGGCUUGUAACCCUCUUUUCAUUAAGGACUCAGGCUAACUUCCUAGAGUGCUGAGUGUCCUCCAGUGCCUUCCCACAAUUCUAUCACAUGCACAGGUUAGACAAGUUCCUCCACAAUUCACUAGGGGGAAAAAAAUUCAAGCGGCUCAGCCUACUAUAGCACCAAGGGAUAUGUCCCCAGGAGUCAUUGCAAGAAACAUGGGUGUUUGCAACAGCAGUGACAGGACAAUAAAGUGUGAGACUUUUGCAGUAUGGCUGCUCUUGCCUGUACUAGGCUAAACCCAGAUGUGGGUGCAAAUCAUCCUGCAGUGAAGACAUACUUUCUGAUGCUUUACUGUGAUUCUUUCCUUGUGAUCAUUUGUGUUAAUGUUACCAGAUAGUUUUCUGAAGUAGGGGAGGAGGGUGGUGGAUGAACAUGAGCUCCGGGGUGACAUUGUGGCCAAGAGAGCGAAUGUAAUCCUUAGAUACAUAAAACAGGGAUUUCAGGAGGAGUAGAGAAGUUAUUGCACUUCUGCCAAAUACAGAGGUAAACACACUUUGGAAUAGUGUGUCCAAUUCUGAUGCCCACAAUUCAAGAAGGAUGUUGAUAAAUUGGUGCGGGUUCAGAGAAGAGCCAUGAGAAUGAUGGAGGGAUUAGUAAACAUGCCAUACAGUGAUUGAGCUCGAGUCUAUCUAUUUAGCUUAAUAAAGAGAAGGUUAAGAGGCGACUUGAUUACAGUCUAUAUAUACACCUACAUGGGGAACAAAUAUUUAAUAAUGGGCUCUUCAAUCUGGCAGAGAAAGGUACAACACAAUCAAGUGGCAGGAAAUUGAAGCUAGACAAAAUUCAGACUGGAAAUGAGGCAUAGAUUUGUGUUUUUUAAACAUUUAGUAAUUAGCCAGCGGAACAGUAUUUAAAAUCAAGAUUGUUUUUUUUUCCCUAAAAGAUCUGCUCUAGAAAUUAUUUUGGGGAAGUUCAACAGCCUGGGUUAUAUAAGAGGUCAGACUAGAUCACCACAAUAAUCCCUUCUUGCCUUGGAAUCUGUGAGCAAACACUUUUCAUCUUCAAAAGUGCUUUACUAAUUUCCUCAAGUCUCCUCCCUUCUUGUGUGUAUUCCCCCAUUUUAGAGAUGGGGAAACCGAAGUUAAGGAGCAGAUUUUUAAAAUGAUAAAAAAAGCUCAGCUCCCAUUUGGUUACAUAAAUGAAGUACCCAGCAGCUCUCAUUAACAGCACCUUUACUUACAUAGCAUAAAUAAUUCAUGUGAACUGCUUUAUGCUACAGAAAACAGGAGACUGGCUCUUGUCAGAGGGUUUGUUUGUUUUUAUGGAAAGAUGAUAUAGGAUACAUUGUGGUACGGUAUUCCUAUAGAACCAUCAUCUAUAUAAUUCAUAUGCAAAUAGCAUGUGUUGAGACCCAUGGGAGUUUCUGGUGUUGAGCACUUUGGACACUUUAUUUAGAUGCCAAGAUUGGUGCUAAGCCUUUUUGAAAAUCUGGCCAUUCAUGACUUGACCAAGGACACAAAUCAUAUAAAUCAGUGUCUAAGUCAGGAUUAGAACCCAGAAGUCCCAAAUUAAAUCUUCUCCUCUAAUCUAUAGACCAGGCCACUCUGAGAAGAACUAACUAUGGGGAGCAAAAAAUGGAGACUUAAUCCUGUGUAGAACUUUAAAGUUCUCUCUAGUGGGCUAGAUUCUGAUCUGGUGAAAAAGUCUAGUCCAAUUUACACCACUUGAGUACAGUAUCUGCCUUUAUGUGUUUUCCUCCCACUAAACACACUUUCCCCACAUCAUUCAGUGCUGUGGCUUAUUUAAGACUAAUAGUUGUGCUUUUAAAAUGAUUUACAAUUGUGUGACCAAAAUGGUGCACUUCACAGCUUCACCAGACUGCAGCAUCAUAAAGUUAAUUUACAAUUUUUACAACAUUGCUUUUGCAGUCCUACUAGUUUACAUUAAAAUCCUUUAAGCCACAAGGAAAGGAAGGCCUCUGUAGAUGUAAAUGCAAACUUCAUUGACCAGUGCAAGAAGUUCCAUAAAAUUAGGAUGGUACUCCACCCUCCUCCCCCCCCCAAAAAAAUUGCUUUUUUAUCCCAAGGGAUGAAAAGGAAUUGACACAGUUUUCUUUAAAGACAGGGAACUAUUUUAUCUCUGACAACAGCUAUUAUCCUUCUAUGUGGCCUGUACAUGGUUUUCUUUCAGCAGAUUCUGAGAGACGAUACUAAGCUUUGAUCACUAAAGCAGAGGUCCCCUCUGAGGAUUAAAAGCUUUAUACAUCAUAUAAUAAAGUCCCUUCCUUUCUUUUUCUCUUUGAAAGACAAUGCCACAGGAAAUAUUAUGAAAUACACAGUAAAUUGUUUAAUUCCAGAUAAUGCUUUCCCACUGCCAAAAGCAUAGCCUUGAUACAAAAUGGAGUUGAAACAUGAAAAAAAUAGUUGUGAGUUUUUGCUGCCAAUUUUCUUUUUGGUUUAUGUUUCCAAAGCAGAAUCAAAGGACUAUAUUAUGAUGUGAAUGGUAAUUAGUUGGGAAGUCAUCUCCAAGUCCACAACCACCAAGAAAGUUCUGAAGACAUGUCUUUCUAGUCCAGUAUGUCAAUAAUUUGAAUGAUUUCUCUCUAUAUACACAGCCCUAAGGAAUUUACUCUCCGCUUUUUGCAUAGUUGUAGAGCUAGUCACAUUCAUUGACAAUUUUCGCUCUUUUUUUCUUGUUUUAGUAUUUGCUGGAAAAGUUUCCCCAUGAAGGUUGUUCACAUGGAAUAUUCGUGGUACGCAAUUGGGCAGACUUGAUCAUGUGACAAUUGCUCAGGGAGUGAGAAAAACCUCUUUUCACUAUAGAGACGUAGCAACCUGACAAAGAGCAUGCAUGCAUUUUUGUAUGGAUAUUCGUUUAUGCUAAAAUUUGUGAAAACUUUAGGGAUUCCCCAACAAAUACUGUAAUCCUAACCCUCUAUGUGUAUAACAACUCUAAUAUGUGUAGUGGCAAACCAGAUUCAGCACUCCUAUUUGCAGAACUAUUCAGGAGUUAUGUUUUAAUAUACAAUCCACUCUACUCUCACCUUAUCCAAACUGGUAUGAACAGGAGUGACAUCUACUUUCCAACAAGAGGAAAAAACUGCUACUUUUAAGAUUAUGGUAAACUCUCCAAGAGUCCUUUGAUAUUAUUAAUCAUAGCAUAGCUGAUGUUAUAGUCAAGAGCCACAAUGGGAAAAAAAAGUGUGGUCUCCCUAUAUUGUUCUUUAAAAGAAAUUCUAGACAUUUGACAGUAUAUUUUUUGUAUUAGAAGUAAAUACUACAGAUUCUGAUUGUGUUUCGUGUGUUUAGGGGGUUGGUAGGGUUGUAUUGUACUUUUCAAGCUAUUGCAAAAGCUGCUUUUAAAUAAGCUGUUCAGUUGUAUUGAAUAGCUGGUUUGUGCUUUACAAGGGAGUCUGUGGGAGCCAGGAUCUGAGGGUUAGCAGCCUUCAUGCCUUGCUGUCACAAGAUAACUAGAGCUAAAGUCACUUGUGAAAAAUUUAACCAAGGGAUAGAUAGGGUGGGUUAGAAAACCACCCCUGAAUUGUCAUGUAGUGUACCGUAAUCAAACAAGACUAUACAAUCACCUAGUGUAGAACUGUGGUUUUGUUAGCAGCUACUUAGUUUGUCUGCCUUCUGGUGUGAUGACCCUGAUUUGGAAUGUCCUUUGUGGAUACAGUAAGAUGUCAACCCACAUUGCCUGUGUGUGUGUGGGGGGGGAGUGGUUAUAUAUAUCCCACAACCUGAUCCCAAAGGGAAACGUGCAGCACAAACUGAAGUAUAGGGGGCUGUGCACCAAGGCUGGUGUUAGGUUUUUGAUUUGGAGGGGGUUUGGAUGCAGAUGCAAAUAAGAUCUGCCCCAAAGAAGAAGAAAAACCUAUCCUGAAAGUCUCGCCUUCAUCAAAAACUGUUUUUUGGGUUGUUUUUUUUUUUAAAUUCCCUAUUUCCCCCCAUUAAAGUUUGAAAUUUUAGCUGUACAGAUGGUU
Dermochelys coriacea (leatherback sea turtle) is the source of this 11236-nucleotide messenger RNA. It is a transcript of the gene UNC5D, whose product is annotated as unc-5 netrin receptor D. Gene Ontology annotation, molecular function: netrin receptor activity; protein binding. The transcript has 18 exons. The record is from RefSeq and is a predicted model, not a curated record. The coding region runs from base 733 to 3540 and encodes 935 amino acids. Gene Ontology annotation, cellular component: membrane. Gene Ontology annotation, biological process: netrin-activated signaling pathway. NCBI's taxonomy places the organism in Eukaryota, Metazoa, Chordata, Testudines, Dermochelyidae.